Trichomonas vaginalis G3 is the source of this 780-nucleotide messenger RNA. RefSeq lists its product as uncharacterized. The transcript has a single exon. Bases 1 to 780 code for a protein of 259 amino acids. NCBI's taxonomy places the organism in Eukaryota, Parabasalia, Trichomonadida, Trichomonadidae. The record is from RefSeq and is a predicted model, not a curated record.
AUGAAACGAGCAACAUCAAGCUUGUUUCCAAGGAGGAAUGAUAUUGUUUUACCUCCUGCUUUCCAAAAAGGAUAUAAACCAAGUGCUUUAGCUUCUCCUAAGGAUAUAAAUGGAUAUAAAGCAACGACAAGACAAGUACAGACUGCUUUAAAGAAGAGAAUUCCUCCUAGGGUUUUAAAAGAAGCUCAAGAGAAAGAAGAAAUCCAUCAAUGGCUCGAAAAUGAAAAUGCCACUGCAAUAGAAGUACUAGAAAGACUAUCAAAAUCAUGUUCAUCCUAUGCAAAUUUAUGUAAAUUUGCUGCCGAAGAGCUUUCAAUGGCAUAUACUUCUGCAAAAUCUCAAUCUUUAAUUGACCUCGAAUCAAAAUCUAAACUUGACUUCGCAAAUGCAGAAGUAGAAUACCAGAAGCUCCUAACAACAUCAAACAAGGCUCGAGAUGAAAACAAACAAUUGAAAAAGCAAAUUGAGAAGAAGAGACAGAAUUUAGACACGUUGAAUACUGAAGUUACACAUCUUAAUGAAAUUAUGAAAGAUCACCCAUAUAUUGAACAAAAAUCUGGUUCUCAUCUUGUUAAAAUGGAAGAAAUCAAACAGAAAACAACUCAUUUCUCGGAAGAUGAAUACAAAGCUCUUUGGGAAGAGCAAAUUCGUCUCGAAAAAGAAAUCGAAGAAAAUGAAAGAAAACUUCAAGAACUUCAAAACACUCAGCUUCAAUGCAUCCAUACAAAAGCUGUUGAACUGGUUAAGCGAUCACAACGCUACAAUUCUAGCUAUAUGUAA